Molecule: messenger RNA, 234 nt
Organism: Penicillium riverlandense
Lineage: Eukaryota; Fungi; Ascomycota; Eurotiomycetes; Eurotiales; Aspergillaceae
Product: ThiJ/PfpI family protein
Exons: 1
Coding region: 1-234 (77 amino acids)
Source: RefSeq, a predicted model, not a curated record
AUGUUUCCCUCAAAUACGCGCCAACUACGUCCAAAGCAUCUCUCCACCGUCCUACGCCCAGAACCAUCUGUUGUGACCGCCGCCGACCGCCAUGCCUCGGAAGAACAAUACAUGGCCUUUCUGCGCAGACGCGACGCAGCGGGUACUACCAUUCUCAGUGUUUUUACGGGGACAUUGGUAGUCGCGGAUGCAGGAUUGGACGGGGCCAAAGAGUUACAGCGCCGCGACUCCUGA